Molecule: messenger RNA, 5142 nt
Organism: Pyricularia grisea
Lineage: Eukaryota; Fungi; Ascomycota; Sordariomycetes; Magnaporthales; Pyriculariaceae
Exons: 3
Coding region: 1-5142 (1713 amino acids)
Molecular function (GO): chitin binding
Source: RefSeq, a predicted model, not a curated record
AUGCGGCUCACGCUCUCUACCGUCGGCGUCGUUCUGGCCCUUGUCCACGUGGUCAUCGCCGGCCCGGCCCCGAAGCUAACCCAAGAUGCGAGCUGCGGAGCGGCCAAGGGCACUUCUUGCCAGGGCUCUCAGUGGGGUAAUUGUUGCUCUAAGAACGGCUGGUGCGGAAGUUCUAAUGCAUACUGCGGCGCCGGCUGCCAAGUCGGCUACGGAUCCUGCAAUGGAGUGACGAUGUCCGCCAACGCGGCGACCAUCCAGACCACGUCAGCCUCGACGUCCUCGAGCGGCACGGCCAACCCUCCGGCCCUGAAAAUCAGCGAGAACGCAAAGUGUGGGAAUGAAUUCACUUGCCAGGGCUCCUCGUUUGGAAACUGCUGUAGUAGGAACGGUUGGUGCGGCAGCACUGAAGCCUACUGCGGUGCUGGCUGCCAGUCCGCCUUUGGCAGCUGCAACGGUUUGACCAAUCCCUCCGGUACCACGUCCAACACUGCACCCACCGGUGCUAUUAACCUCUCCACGCUCAAGGUCAGCACGGAUGCUAAGUGCGGCAAUGGCUUCACCUGCCAGGGCUCGCUGUGGGGUAACUGCUGCUCCAAGAACGGAUGGUGCGGAAGCACCAAGGACUAUUGCGGGACGGGUUGCCAGAGUGCUUUUGGUGCCUGCAACGGAGUGACAACGUCGCGGUCGUCGACGACAACUGGCAUGGUAACAGCAGGGGCUGUGUCUUUGAGCCUCGGGUCAUCUUCGAUUCCGACUACUACCGGCUCGUCGUCCGCCCCGACUUUGACUAUUACCACCACAUCUGUCGUGCCCACUGUGUCGUCCAUGGGCAGCUCGUCAACUAGCUCAUCGGCCGGGGGAGGCAUCACCAUCACUGUCAACCCUUCAAUGACUACGUCUACAUCUACUAGUGGCUCACCGGCAAGCUUGUCCACUUCCACCACCGGCUCGUCUGAGGCAACUGCUGGUACGUCUUCGGUUGAGCCCAGCACCCUGGCAACCACAACCGCCUCCCCGUCGACCAGUGAUACUUUGACCACUGCUGUGGACGCGUCUUCGACAGCUGUAUCUGCAUUGAGUACUAGUUCUACGUCGUCUGCCUCUGUUUCCUCUGAUACCAGCGAUACAGUUACAGUCACCUCGACGAUAUUGAACACUGCCUCCACCUCUGCCUCGUCUGCUACUAGCUCUAUGACCUCUACCGAUACUUCUGCCUCUGAUACUAGCUCUACACUGUCUACCAUAGCUUCUGUGAUGAGCGCUUCGGUGGCCAGCACAGACUCAACUUCCAGCUCGGCUGCCAACUCUCUUACAUCUGCGUCCGACACGGAUGUAACCGUAAGCCCGACCACUGCGACUAGUGCGAGCUCUGGGACAAGCACUUUGUUGACCAGCAGCGCUUCAACAUCGGAUACAGCCUCGCUAAGCUCCACAACGGCUACUGCAGGGACAGAAACAACCCAAUCCCCGACGUCCUCAACUGCAACAGGAGCCUCUGAGUCUUCCCUGGAGGCUGCCACUUCGCUGACUGCCACAUCAUCGACCACAGCAACCGAUUCAACCCCGCCAACCAGGACCGACACAGUCUCGCUCGCCACCACCUCUUCGACAACAGACACGCCAUCGUCAGCCGCUGCCGCAACGACCUCGCCAACCACUUCCGCCUCGACGACGGCUAUCACCAGUAGUCCUGAUGCUGCGAUUACGACUGCUGCUGCUACAACUUCUGAUGCAGGCCCAACCUCCGCUAGCGCUGCAGGGUCGUCUACCGAGGCAGACGCUACGUCAACGGCUGCUAACACCGACAGCCUUGGCUCAUCCACGUCCAGCGUCGCCACUACUGAGUCUCUAACUUUGACGAUAACCACGGCGGAUAGCGCCACCUCGGGGACUCCCAGCACCGCCGCUGGCACUGUUGACGCUACGACCUCUAGCUCAACAACCAUUGUGGACAGCACCACAGCAACUGCCAGCGCCGUAGGCGACAGUUCAACAUCUUCUAGGGAAACGUUGUCUGAUAGCGCCUCCAGUACUGAGACAGCAAGCUCCGCCGCCGUGGUGACAACUACGGAUAACGCUACUUCAUCAACCGCUUCAAGUGUGACCGGUGCCACCGAGUCUAUGGCUUCUGCCUCAGACACAGCCACUACGGACAGCAACACUUCUGAAGCCAGUACGAGCAUUGUAACUGGUACUGGUGCUGAACCCACUACAUCCGCUCUGGAGACCUCAUCUGGUAGCGCCCCCAGUGCCGAGGCGACAACUACGGAUAAUGCUGAUUCAGCAACCGCUUCAAGCGUUGUCGGUACCACUGAGUCUACGGCCUCUGCCUCAGACACAACCACUGCGGACAGCAACACUUCGGGCGCCAUGACGAGCUUUGUAACUAACACCAGUGCUGAACCCACUACAUCCGCUCUGGAGACCUCAUCUGGUAGCGCCUCCAGUGCUGAGACGACAAGCUCCGCCUCUGUGGCGACAAUUACGGAUAGCGAGUCUACAGCCUCUGCCUCAGACACAACCACUGUGGACAGCAACACUUCGGGAGCGAGUACGAGCUUUGCACCUGGCACCAAUGCUGAACCUACUACAUCCGCUCUGGAGACCUCGUCCAGCACCGUUUUGGCUGGAAAUACUGAGACUACAAGCUCGGCUUCAUUGCAGUCAACUCCGGAUAACAUUAUCCCAGGCACCACGUCAGACAGUUUUAUUGACACCACCGCUGGAGUCUCAAUGUCUACCUCGACUAUAUCCACAGCGGACAGCAGCACCUCGGUAGCUAUCACAAGCACUGUUAUUGGCACCACUGCUGAGACCACAGCAUCUGUUCUGGAAACCUCAUCCAGUACCGUUUUGGUUGACAAUACUGAGACUACGAGCUCAGCUUCACUGACGGCGACCACGGAUAGUGUUAACUCAGGGACCACCACAAACGAUCUCACUAGCACCACUACGGAAGCCUCGGUCUCUGCCUCGGCCACAGCCUCAGUGGACAGCAAUAACUCGGAAACCACUACAAGCAGUGCUGCUAGCAACACUGCCAGCACCGAUGCUGAGACUUCAUCUAGUAGUGUUUCGGGUGCCACCAGUGAGACUACCAGUUCGGCCUCAUUGGAGACGACUACGGCUAGCGUUAUCCCAGGGAACACGUCAAACAGUAUUGUUGGCAUCACUACUGAAGUCUCGACUUCUACGUCUGCAACAGCGACUACGGACAGCAGCACCUCGGUAACCACUACGAGCAGUACUGAAAGCACAGCUGCAGAGACUUCAUCUGGCAGUGGCUCAGGUGCAAGCAGUGAGACUACCAGUUCAGCCUCGGCGACGGAUAGCGCAACCUCGACCGCGCCAACAACAGAUGCUACGUCAGUUUCAUCUACAGUCACAGUCGUGGAUACUACCACCCUGGGCACUAGCACCUCAUCAGCUGGGGCUGACACAACGUCGACUACUGUUGUAUCAUCAAUCGCGGAGGCUUCUACAUCUGCAAGCUCAACUGCGGCGGCGACGACAGACGCUGCCACCGUUGCGCCGACUGUCGUCGCUAGUGAAAGCACAACAGCCCUGGCUACCAGCACUUUGCCAGCCAAUACUGAUACAGCCACGAUUUCCAGUGCUGCGACAUCGACUGAGGCAUCUUCUGCAUCAUCAAGCUCAACCAUCAUCGCUGCAACCGAUGCUACGACUGUGGUUCCGACCACGUCUAGCUCCACUGCUGCGACAGAUGCUACAGAUGCUACACUGACUGUAGACCCUGCAACUUCCAGCUCAGGCGGAUCAAGCUCUAAUACCAUCAUUCCGCUCGCUACUGAUGUUACGACUACUUUUACCACGGCCACAUCGAGCUCCACCUCCUUGGCUGCCACGGACCUUACGGUCACUGUAACUCCAACCACGACAAACUCAGCCACCAGCUUCACCGCUGCAACGACUGUAGUCCCGACCACGUCGAGCUCCACCGUCGAGACAGAGAUGACAACUACCGUAGACUCCACAACAUCCAAUUCAGGCACAUCAAGCUCCACUACCGUCAAUCCGGUAACCACUGAUAUUACGACGACUGUGGUCCCAACUACGUCAAGCUCCUCGGCAGUUUCUGGCACCUUGACUUCCACGGAUGCUACGACCGCAGUAACGCCGACCACGAGCUCAAGCACCAGCAGCUCAACCGCAGGAAACCCAACCACUACCGCCGCUGCAAACCCGACCACAACUACUGCCGCCGGCUCCAAUCCGACUACAACCACUACCGCCGGCUCUAAUCCAACUACAACCACUACCUCCGGUGCCAACCCAACCACAACCACUACUGCCGGUGCCAACCCGACCACAACCACUACCGCCGGCUCCAACCCAACCACAACUACUGCCGGUGCCAACCCAACCACAACCACUGCCGCCACCGCCAACCCGACUACAACUACUACCGCCGCUGCAAACCCAACCACAACUACUGCCGGUGCCAACCCAACCACAACCACUGCCGGCGCCAACCCGACCACAACCACUGCUACUGCCAACCCGACCACAACUACUGCCACUGCAAACCCAACCUCAACAGCAGUGUCUGUAAAUGGGUCUUUGCGCCGGUACUACAAGGCUGAAGCGCCGGCGUGCAAAUACGACCGGCACAACUUGGACCAAUCAAGCCUAGCGAUCCCAGGCGGAGACAACAGCGGCAACGAUUACAAAAAGGCCACGCUGGACUGCCAGGCCUCCUGCAAAGCCAUCACAACAUGCAAGACGUUCUCCAUUUAUGUUCCUACUACGGGUAAUCAAUACACAUGCACUUUGGACGCACGGUCGUAUGCAGCCAAUUCCAUGACGUGCAGCUCCAAUGUCAGGUACAGCGCCGUGUACGACGCCCCGCCGGUCCAGAACGCCCGCAGGGAUGUCGGGGCGUCGCGUCCGGAGAUCGCGAGGCGUGCCGCCAGGGCCGCGAGGGACCUGGCGUACGAGGGCUACGCUGACGUGGACUGGGUCGCUGCUGGAGAGGUCGAGGCCGAAGAGCAUGAUGCUAUUGACAGCGAGAGGUUGGAUUUCGACGACAUUGACGAGGUAGAGAAGCUGGAGGCGCGCGGGCAGCCGUCCGUCAAGAAGCCGGGCUGUUUGGGGAGGGUUUGCGUGGGUAAUCCUUUUUAG